Molecule: messenger RNA, 300 nt
Organism: Nylanderia fulva
Lineage: Eukaryota; Metazoa; Arthropoda; Insecta; Hymenoptera; Formicidae
Source: RefSeq, a predicted model, not a curated record
UUCUCCACCUCAAAAUGGGCAGCAGCACAGCAGAUGACUGUGCGAGAUGCUUUGAACUCAGCCCUGGAUGAGGAGAUGGAGAAGGCGAGGGUGUUCCUUCUUGGUGAAGAAGUUGCUUUAUACGAUGGUGCUUACAAGGUCUCUCGUGGUCUUUGGAAGAAGUACGGAGACAAACGUGUCAUUGACACACCAAUUACAGAAGCUGGUUUGCUGGUAUUGAGUGGAGCUGCAAUGGCUGGCCUGCGACCGGUCUGUGAAUUCAUGACAUUUAAUUUCUCGAUGCAAGCGAUCGAUCAUAUC